AUGAGUGUAUGUCACCCGGUCAACCGUCUCGACGGUGACCACGGGUCAGCGGUCUCUCAGGCUGCAUUUCCUUCGCCGCGUGACACCGGCCCAUCCCUGGACCACCGGCCCCAGCUGCGCCUCGACACAGGCUCCGAUCAGUCAGUGAACUGGGUCACUGUUCUGCAGGUGUCCAUAUCCUUGAACAAGGUGGAGCUAAGUGUGGGAGAGUCCAAGUUCUUCAAAUGCACAGUGAUCGGCGAGCCGGUGAAGUUGGAGUGGUUUAACCCCCAGGGGGAGCGCAUCGUGUCGUCCCAGCGUGUGGCCCUGCACACCGGUGAGGACAGCUCCAGGCUGACCAUCUACAACGCUGUAGUGGAGGACGCGGGCAUCUAUCGCUGCCAGACCACCGACGCCCAGGGACAGACGCAGGAGGCCACCAUGGUGCUGGAGAUGUACCAGAAGCUGACGUUCCGCGACGUGAGGUCCCCCCAGGAGUUUCGUCACGGCGAGGCGGCAGAGGUGGUGUGUGAUGUCAUCGCCUCGCCGGCACCCGCGGUCUCCUGGUUCUACCAAAAGGGCUUCAAGAGCAUGGAGAUCACAGAGGAGCACUACAGCAGGUUCCAGGUGCUGCCCAACAACAACCUGCAGAUCCACAAGGUGACCAAGGCGGACGAGGGCAUGUACCGCUGCGAAGCGCGAGUGGAGGCCCGCGGCGAGAUCAACUUUGUUGACAUCGAGGUGGUGGUGAAUGUUCCUCCCGUGCUGUCGAUACUACAGCAGUCAUUCAAUGCCACAGCAGACUACCAGGAGUCAGUGACUUUCACCUGCGUCACAUCGGGAUCCCCCGACCCCGAUGUCACCUGGCACAGGAAGGGCCAGCGGUUGGAGAGGUCGGAGCAGUAUGUCCUCAACACCAUGGAGGGAGGCAGGAGUACCCUGACCAUCCGCAACAUCAUCCAAGGGGACGGGGGCAGCUAUACCUGCCGAGCCACCAACAAGGCCGGGGCGGAGGAGAGGGAGCUCUUCCUCAAAGUGUUCGUCCAGCCACACAUCACCCAGCUGCGUAACGUGACGGCGGUAGAGGGCAGCGCCGCCAUGAUCUCCUGCGUGGCCGAGGGGGAGCCGCUGCCUGAGAUCUCCUGGAGGAGAGCCAACGAUGGUCGGAGCUUCACCGACAGAGACAAGAGCCAAGAUGGACGUAUGGAUGUGCGGGGCCGCCAUGGCAAGUCCAUGUUGACCAUCAGUGGGGUGAAGCUUACUGACUUGGGACGUUUUGACUGUGAGGCCCUCAGCAGGAUCGGGGGCCACCAAAAGAGCAUGUUCCUCGAUAUAGAGUACAUGCCCAAGUUCCAGACCAACCAAACCAUCUUUUACUCGUGGGAGGGCAACCCGGUGAACAUCAGCUGUGACGUCAAGUCCAACCCGCCCGCCACCAUGCUAUGGAGGAGAGAACGCCUCACCAUCUCGGCCGAAGGCACUGCCAACACACGUGUCCACACUAUCGACGGCAAGUCCCUGCUAGAGGUCACCCCAGUGUCCGACAGGGAUUUCGGACGCUACAACUGCACGGCACGUAACAACAUCGGAGCGAAAUACCAGGAGUUCAUCUUGGCCCAGGCAGACGUGCCCUCGAACCCGUACUCGGUGCGCUUGUCGGCCGUGUCGCAGCGCAUCGCCACGGUGACAUUCAUGAAACCCGACUCACAUGGCGGUGUACCCAUUGGCCACUACCUGGUCAACUACAAGGAAGUGGGCUCGCAGGACUGGAGAGACGUCAAGUCUCAUGGUGUCCAGACGAUAGUACUGCUGACAGGCCUAGAGCCCAACACCACCUACGAAGUGCGAGUGGCUGCAGUCAAUGGGAAGGGCCAGGGGGAGUUCAGCCACACGGAGUCCUUCCAGACUCUACCCAUACGUGAGCCCAGCCCCCCGGCAGUGCAUGGCCAGAGAGGGAUGGGGAAGGCCUACCGGCUGGGCCUUGUCAAGCAAGACGACGGGGGCAUGCCCAUCGUGGAGUACAUUGUCAAGUACAAGACGAAGGACAAGGAGGAGCAGUGGAUGACGAAGCUGGUGUCGGGGCAGCAAGACUUUGCCCUGCUGCAGCCGCUGCAGUGGAACACGCGCUACGAGGUGGAGAUCACGGCUCGCAACGUCAAGGGCCUCUCGGAGCCCACCUUUUACCAGUUCUUCAUGCCCCAGAAACCAGACAUCAUAGCAGACUCCCUGUUCAGCGGCCUGGGGCUGGGGCCUGUCGUGGGCCUGGGCCUGGUCGGCCUCCUCCUGGUCCUCGUGGUGGUGGACGUCAGCUGCUACUUCCUGCGCCAGUGCGGCCUGCUCAUGUGUAUCACGCGCAAGCUCUGCAGCAAGAAGACGGCCACCAGCGGCAAGAGCAAGGAGAUGGAGGAGGGCAAGGCCGCCUACCUGGGCGAUGGGUCCAAGGAUCCUAUCGUUGAGAUGAGAACGGAAGAGGAGAGAAUAACUAACCACGAUGGGAGUCCAGUGCACGAACCCAACGAGACUACACCUCUCACAGAGCCAGAGAAGCUACCGCUGAAGGAGGAGAACGGGAAGGAGACGCUCAAGCCCGACAUGAUCGAGAUCAAAGUGCACAGUGACAACAGCAUCCACACAAAGCAGGACGACAGUAAAGCAUAAAAUGUGUGUGCCCUCUCGCCCCUCGCCGCAAACGAGAACAUUUCAGAGCAUCCUACCCUGAGACCA
Messenger RNA from Salvelinus namaycush (lake trout), 2703 nucleotides. RefSeq names its product neural cell adhesion molecule 2-like. Gene Ontology annotation, biological process: cell adhesion. The record is from RefSeq and is a predicted model, not a curated record. Gene Ontology annotation, cellular component: neuron projection; membrane. Gene Ontology annotation, molecular function: protein binding. Bases 1 to 2637 code for a protein of 878 amino acids. Lineage: Eukaryota; Metazoa; Chordata; Actinopteri; Salmoniformes; Salmonidae. The transcript has 18 exons.